UGGAAGAGUGACCUCAAGUGUUCCACUAUCUUGGAUCGUUAAUCAUCUGUCACCAUUGCAGAUUCAAAGUUACGUCGUGCUGUGAGAGACCGAUACUGACCCAAAUGGGCGUUAAUUAGUGCUUAGCAAGUCUCAUUGGCGGCCACUGUUGCCAAUGCCUCAGGCGGACGAUAUGUUACGCCACCAUGUCCCGAGUCACGUGGAAACCCACUACACGCGGCUGUGAGACUCAACUUGUUCCGUCACAAAAGGUGCAGACGAUUCCACGGCAGCCAACUUGAGACCACCUUUACAGUCCCAGGCCACAAUUUAUUCAUCCCAGAGCGCAAGAAGACCCAGAGGAGAGCUCACAUUACCUCCCAUCGGUACCUCUCUCAUCAAAGAUCAUCAGCCUCGUAUCCCCCUUCUCCAUCGCCUUCGCCAUCCCCAUCGACACUACUGAUAUCUCUUGCCCGCCAACUUUGCUCGCGGCAUGUCCGCAACAGCGUCGGGGUCUGAUGCCCGCGCAAAUGGGUCGGCCACUUCUCGCGAACAUAGCCAGGGCAAUCAAGACCGCAAAUUUACCCCGCAACAGAAGGCCGAAGUCAUCCGUAUUCGACGAUGUUCGCCGACCUCAUUUUACGAAAUCCUCUCCGUUGAAAAGACGUCAUCGGACGGCGAGAUCAAGAAGGCAUAUCGCAAGAUCAGUCUGUUGACGCAUCCAGACAAAAAUGGCUAUGAUGGGGCAGAUGAGGCAUUCAAAAUGGUAUCGCGAGCCUUCCAGAUCCUGUCCGACCCGGACAAGAAAUCUCGCUACGAUCAGUUUGGAGGAGACCCGGACAGUCGAUUCUCUAGCAGUAGUGCCGCUGCCGCGGGAGCAAGUCCUUUCAGUGGGUUUGCACGAGCGUCCGGACGAGGUCCUAUGUACGACGACGAGAUCUCCCCAGAAGAGCUCUUUAAUCGAUUCUUUGGUGGUGGCGGAAUGGGACCAGGAGUUUUUGGUGGUGGAUUCGGUGGCCCGCAGUUUGUAUUCAACAUGGGAGGAGGUCCAGGAUUCACAGUCCAUCGGAUGGGAGGGGGUGCGCCGCGGAGGAGACCCAGAACCGCCAACGAACCUGAAGCCAGUGGCAUGUCGGCGCUGACUCAAUUACUGCCUUUGCUGUUAUUGUUCAUUCUUCCACUUCUAUCUUCAUUUUUCUCUGGAAGCUCUUCGCCGUCGGGCCCUCAAGUACGAUUUGAUACGGCCUCACCACCACACACCAUGCACCGAGUCACACCGCGGUACCGAAUCGACUAUUUCAUCAAUCCCAAGGAAGUGGAAGGAUGGAAGGCUCGACAAUUCAGUGCCUUAGAUCAGCAGGCUGAAGUGGAUUAUGUGACCACGUUAAAAUAUCAAUGCGAGAACGAAGUUCAUCUAAAACGACAGGAAAUCAACGAUGCAACGGGCUUCUUCUUUACGGAUGAGGAUCGAGUUCGGAGGGCAAGAAACAUGCCUAUGCCUGGAUGUCGACGGUUAGAUGACUUGAAAUUACGACAGCAAUAGUGGCGGAUGGGAUUGUAUCACUGUUGGGCGUUUGGCUGGUGAUCGAGCGAUGGACAGGAAUGUCAUGUCUGUCCUGUGAGGUUUGUCCUUUGUAGUGGACAUGUGGACAAGAUAAUCCAAUAAAUUUCAACCAGAGUCUGAGUGUGUUUGUCAUGUCCAUCAAAUCCUUGAACAAUGGAGGGAAUGACUGUUGGAACUGGAGGACUGGGACCGAUACAUCACAAUACAAUGUCGAUGGGUCAGCGCCAGGCACAGAUGACUAAUUGACUGUUGAAUUCCAAUACAUUAGUACCUGACCAAGAGCCAGUGGCAUUUUCGGUGCACAUACAUCCGUUUGCAAUUGCGACUUCGGUUUCUA
Messenger RNA from Exophiala mesophila, 1880 nucleotides. RefSeq lists its product as uncharacterized. Gene Ontology annotation, cellular component: endoplasmic reticulum membrane. NCBI's taxonomy places the organism in Eukaryota, Fungi, Ascomycota, Eurotiomycetes, Chaetothyriales, Herpotrichiellaceae. The record is from RefSeq and is a predicted model, not a curated record. The coding region runs from base 473 to 1522 and encodes 349 amino acids. The transcript has 3 exons. Gene Ontology annotation, biological process: cellular response to misfolded protein. Gene Ontology annotation, molecular function: Hsp70 protein binding.